This is a messenger RNA of Pyricularia grisea, 2400 nucleotides long. RefSeq lists its product as uncharacterized. Gene Ontology annotation, cellular component: extrinsic component of membrane; GID complex. The record is from RefSeq and is a predicted model, not a curated record. Gene Ontology annotation, biological process: protein catabolic process in the vacuole; protein targeting to vacuole; proteasome-mediated ubiquitin-dependent protein catabolic process. Bases 791 to 1879 code for a protein of 362 amino acids. The transcript has 4 exons. Lineage: Eukaryota; Fungi; Ascomycota; Sordariomycetes; Magnaporthales; Pyriculariaceae.
GUGCCAUCCAAUGUGUACAGUGCUACGAGUACCUUGCGCACUAUACCUGAUGGCCGCCCCCAACGUCCAAGGUCGGGGUAGAGUCGCAAGUCGUCAAGCCCCCAUGAUUGCCAACCCAGGACUGACUCUCCACCAUAACCCCCAGUCUUCUGUCGGGAGCCGCCGCGAAGAAUUCCCGGCUUCUCACAGCGUUGCGAGGUACUCCUUCCUAGCGACUUCAAGGAAAUCCAUCCGUCGUCUUGUCAAGUCCAAAUUGUUGCAUCUAGGUUGAUGACAUAGGUACAUACCUGAGCGUGAUCUUCAUCUUCAUCCAGGCCUGCAACCCACGCAACCACGAUCAAUUAAUUCCCUUCAGCCUCUGCCUAUUAAUAUAUCUUCCCGUUGAUUGCUUGCGCGACCGUUAUUAGCGACCGAACCGACCCAAAGGCACAAGCAACACAUGCCAGCCAAUAUACGACAAACCCCGGUUCCAGAGUCCCUCCUUAGGCUUGUUCUUAUUUCCAGAGUCUUUCUUUGGCCUUUUCUAAAUCAAGUUUGAUAAAGAAGCUAGGCGACGCCACGCCCGCCUCAACUCUAACGCCCGUUCCCGCCCCGAUCUCCUGGAAUCGUUACUUCUGCCCGGCCUUGUCGAUCACAGACCCCCUUGCCCUGUUUCUUCCGAAGCACUUCCGCUCUUGUCACCGUCCCAUCAAUUCUCUGAGCCAUUGUACAAGGCUUGUCGGAGCCCGCAAGUCGCGCUUACUUGCAACCUACCAAAAAGCAAGCAGGCCUCCGUCUGGAAACAGCAAACAUGCCUACUCCAUCCAACCUCCACAACACGGAUUCUCGUGCCUACCCAUUUUCCUCGACCUGCCCCGACGACCAAACAGCAGUUCCAGCGCAACCACCCUCGCCAUCUAGCUGGAACCCGCCGCUCCCCUCUUCGUAUGCCGAACAUGUCGUCGUUACUGUCUCUGCGAGCGAUUCCGAUGGCCCAAUCACGUCGCGGCCUGCCUCACGAAGUGAUGACGACAGAGCAAGUCCCAAUACGGAUACCGGGGAUGAUGCCCACGACAAUGACGAUGAAGUACAAAAUGGAAUGGGACAUGUGGACUACGAGUCCACGAGGUUAGAUACGGACGACGAGUUAUCUGCAGAGCAAUCAGGCGCAGCAACAGUCCAAGGUGGCUCGUCAGUGCCCACAAGCUCUGCACCUAGGAUCUCGCACACAUCACCAUCCCGGAACGCCGACGAAGAUGUGGAUAUGCAGCAUAACUGGGCCGACGGGUCAUCGAUGCCAGACAGUUACUUCUCUCAAUUAAGAGUUAUUCCAACAUCGCCUUCCUCUUACCUACGGCCAGGGAGCAAAUUUUAUGGGACACAACACUCAGAAAGGCAGAUUUAUGACGUGCAGGUCGAAAUUAAACAUGUCGACUUGGCGGAAUCUUUCCUAUGCGGAUAUCUGCGCAUACAAGGCCUAACAGAGGACCACCCGACUUUGACAACGUACUUUGAGGGCGAAAUAAUUGGCCCCAAGUACUCAUUUACAACAAAGCAUCCGUCCUGGGGAGCCAAUGAAAAGACAGAUUUGACACACUGGUCAAAGUUCGCGGCCUUCCGACCGUUUGCUAAGGCGGCACGCAAAGGGGGAGCAGUCAUCCGCGACGUUGCGCAGCGCGAGCACAUAUUCAUGCGCUGGAAGGAAAUUUUCCUAGUGCCCGACCACCGGGUACUAACUAUCAAUGGUGCCAGUUUCGAGGGUUUUUACUACAUUUGCUUCAACCAGAUCAGAGGUGACAUUACUGGCAUUUAUUUUCACAGCAAGAGUGAAAGGUUUCAACAGCUAGAACUCAAGCAUGUGGAGGAUAAGGGUUGUUUCAGCGCCAUGGAAUUUCGAUAACUCUCCCAGUCAGUCGAGGAUGCGAUCGAUGGACGCGAAAAUUUGACACGUUUAGUUGCUGCACGUCCGAUGUAGGAGCUGUGAAUUGUUUGUUGGAGCCGCAAGAAGGUUAGCUGCAGCGCAGGCGCAGGCCUGACUAGCUUACUAGGGCUACAUGCGUCACGGUGCGAAGCAGCAAACCACUGGACUGUUGACCCAUAUUCCAAAUACAUCUGAAGUUUGAUGAUGACAGGGAAUUUGAUCUUGGCACGGCGCACGGAAAGGGGAGUUUGGUGUUCUUUGGUCCUAAGUUGCAGCAUUUGGGAGGAUGGUUCGGCGACCUGAACUCAGCAUCAAGGCAUAUAUAAUAGGGUUAUUAUUUUUUUUAUUUUUUUGAGCGGCGAAGAAUGAACCUACGGGAAUUUGUUUCGAACUAGAAAACUUGCGCCUUGCACUAGACUAGUCUGUCUACCUUCUGCAGGCUCUUGGUAUUCGGAGCUGGACAACGAUGCAUAGUCAUGAAUAUCAAACUUUUCGGUAUC